This is a messenger RNA of Microcebus murinus (gray mouse lemur), 2781 nucleotides long. Lineage: Eukaryota; Metazoa; Chordata; Mammalia; Primates; Cheirogaleidae. The record is from RefSeq and is a predicted model, not a curated record.
GUGCCCACAGUUUCUGCAGUUAGCCAGCGCCAACACUGCCCGGGGAGUGGAGACAUGUGGAAUUCUCUGUGGAAAACUGAAAAUUUCCAAAAUUCAUCUUUACUUGGAACUGCAAAUUCUCUGCAGCUCUCUCUUCCUGUGGUAAGCAAUGAAGCUUCCCUAACAGGAAGUGUCUGCAACUUCUCCAGAGUCUCUACUCCAGCUGUUAGCUUGUCAUGGAUACUGCCAUCACCUGCUAGCAGCUCAUUCCAGUCACUCAUGGGUAGUGCCUACCUUUACCAACAUUCUAGCACAACUAUGUUGUCUGAGGUUACUGGCCACAGCCCCAUGUCCAUUUCAGCUGCCUCCUAUCCAAGUGUUUUUGAUUGGGAUAUGACAGGAAGCACUGAAAACUCAUCUUCACUUGGGGACCUCACUGUGACUCUCACUGACCAGGACACAAUUGUUUCUUCCAUGUCUAUGACAGUCCAGUAUGAUCAAGCUUCAGAUGCCAAUACCAUGCUCCCUCUGUACCCAUCACUCUCUGCCAGCCUUCUUCAGGGAACAUCAUGUGAAAUUUCAGAUCAAGGACAGAGCCUGUCACUUAAUUAUGAGAAAGGAAGCAGGGUCUAUUACUACAAUCAAAGCACACUGGGACCACUACUGUCUGGAGAACUUAGUCCCUGCAUGCAAUCCUAUGGCUCUAUGUCAAACACAGGAAGUAUGUCCUCUGCCUCUCAACCAGAAAUGGUGAUGGUGCUAAAGGAGGUUCAACCUACAAAUGUCCUACCAGUUACCUCCACCCCUAGGAUCAACUACUCUGAGUCUGCUCAGCCUAUCACAGAAACAAGUUUUGAAGUGAUGGAAACUUCCCUAGAGAUGGACACCUCCCUGGGAGAUCGAAGCUACCCCCCACCUCCUGACUUUGGGGACAUUUCAGUAAUAGCUCCAGUCCAGAGUCCUUCUGAUUUCCUUCCUCCAGCUUCAAGUCAGGAACAAAAAGAGAAUAAGAAUUUGGAUGAGAUUAAAACCAAGCUGUCAAAGGCUCUGGAUGCCUACCAGAUCCCAAUAGAAAACCAAGAUCCUCCACUACUCCCUUUAGAAAUCCCUGAUAUCCACCAGCUUCUGGCCUGCAUUGAUCCUCUUGGCCACGAGGUACAGCCUGGUUCUAAAACUGUCAGUCUAGGAAACAACAGCCUGAGUCUUCGGGAUCAAGGCACACUUGAAAGUGAGAUUGAGUCUGUCAACAGUUUUUCACAGAUCACUACACUGGUGAAGGAUAUUCAACUUCUCUACCUCUUCAAUUCCUUAAAAGAUCUUGACCAAUCCAAAGAUCUCACAGCAAUCAAAGCAGAAGAUACCAGAGCCAUCAAGGUGAAUCAGUCACAGGAAAAGUCAAGUGUCACAAAGACUUCCUCUGGGCAAGUCAGGAAGAACAAGCAUAAAGCUUCUGAGCCUAUCAGUGGUGCUCCCAAGGCCAAAAUCCAGCCAAAGAAUCCAGAGUGCCUGAUAGGGGAAGAAGUGAUUGUUCUCAGUGCUGUAGCCAAACAUUCUAACAGCAAACCUCAGAAAUCUGCAUCUAGCAGGGGCAGCAAAACUAAGGGUCGUGGGCAGGAAAAGACCAAAAGGACCAGGGAAAACAACUCCAAGAAAGCUGGAGAAAGUAAGCAGUCAGGGAACAAAGUCAAGGCAGAAGACAAGCCAACCAUUCCCAAGAUAAAGUCGAAGAAAAACCAACUUGAGCUUAGCCCAGAGAAUUUUAAAAAGCCUCAAAGCUGCCAAGGCAUGCACAUGCCGGAGUCUGUGCAGGUUUUCCGUGUGCUGGGAAAAAAGAGCGAUAAGCAAAUUGGACUCUCUUUCUCCUGGAAGCUGGGAAAUUCAAGCAACAUUAAAUACCCCCAGCCAUCCCCAACUUUCAAACCAUGGCUGGAUACUCCACAUGAGGAUAAAGGUUCUGAGAAAACUCCAGUCAAAGCCCAGAAAACAGAUGGCAGUGCUGGAAAAGAGUGUCCAUCUCCAUCGCAGUAUGAGCUGCCACCACCUGGGAAGGUCAAGUUGGUACCUUUGCCCUUUCCGACCCUGAACAAAUCUCCAGCUCAACCUCUUCCUUGGAGGCCACAUUUUCUGGCUUCACAUAGGGAUGCUGCAGCUAACCCUGCCCAGCCUGCCUCUACUAGCUCAUCUCGACCUAUUGCAGUCCACCUAUCCCAACCAGCUUCUGCCUGUGCAUCUUCAACAGGUCCUGCCAGACCAACUCUGCCAAUUUCCACCAAUGCAACCAGACACAGUUUGAUCAACCUUAGUCAGGCUAGUGAACCUCAGUCUGCCGCUUCUAAGCCAAAACCUUACAAAACAUCACCUUGCACUUCUCCCCAGCAAGAUCCUGUUUCCACUGCUGUGACCAAGCCCCAGUCACCGCCCAAGCCUCAAAACCAAUUUCUACUCCAAGACUUCAGCUGCCAACCAAUUCCAUGGAGGAAACCCAGUAUUUCUGGGCCAGUACUAUCAAAGCCUACCACAAAAGAGCAGAGGCCAGAGCAUGAAGCCAUGAAAAGGAAGGCUCAACAAGAGCGUGAGAAUGCUGCCAAAUACGGCUCUCUGCGGAAACUACAUUUUUUUCGUUGAGAAGGAAAAAGAGAUGGAAAUUUCAUGCUGUAUUAUAUAAGAGAUGCUAAGCAUUUUGGUACCACUUUGAGUACCAGCUGGUUUUCCACAUAUAGAUAGACACAAAUUUCUCUAUUAAAUCUGAUAUAUUUUAAAAAUUUAAUAAAAUUGAAUAAAGAAAUGUAAUAAAAUUGGUUA